UUUCCGGCUCAGGCGUCGGCGGCGUUUGCCGGAGGAAGGAGCCCGGGGGAGCCGCGUCGGUACCGUCCCCUGCGCCGCCGGUCUCUUCCUCCCAGUUCCCCGUCCCGCCCCGGCCAGGCCUGGCCCGGCCCGGGGCACAUCGGCCGCGGGGACCCCGGCGCCCGGAUGGAAAUCAUACAGUAUAGAGUGUUUGGGUGACAUCUGCUUGACAGAUCUUCAAGAAACUGAAGACAGAAGUACCUAAUGCAUUUGAGACAGAAGUAAAGUUGGGGGGAGGGGAGAAAACAGCAACUGCUUUCCUGAUCUGCAACUUGGCAGGACACUAAAAUGUCUGUGGACAUGAAUAGCCAGGGAUCUGACAGCAAUGAAGAGGACUAUGACCCAAAUUGUGAGGAAGAAGACGAAGAAGAGGAUGAGGACCCUGGGGAUAUAGAGGAUUAUUAUGAGGGGGUAGCAAAUGAUGUCGAACAACAGGGAGCAGAUGCUUUUGAUCCAGAGGAAUACCAGUUUACCUGCCUGACGUACAAGGAGUCAGAGGGCACCCUGAACGAGCACAUGGCCAAUUUGGCCUCUAUGUUAAAGGUGUCUCAUUCAGUGGCUAAACUUGUAUUAGUUAAUUUCCACUGGCAAGUCUCAGAGAUAUUGGAAAGACACAAGUCCAAUUCUGCUCAGCUGUUAGUUGAGGCCCGAGUUCAGCCCAGUCCAUCGAAACAUGUAAUGGUACAUUCCUCCCAUCACUGUGCAGUGUGCAUGCAGUUUGUUCGAAAGGAAAAUUUACUCUCUUUGGCUUGUCAGCACCAGUUUUGCCGAAGCUGUUGGGAGCAGCAUUGUACAGUGCUGGUAAAAGAUGGUGUAGGAGUUGGAGUCUCCUGUAUGGCUCAGGACUGCCUUCUCAGAACACCAGAGGAUUUUGUAUUUCCUUUGCUGCCUAGUGAGGAGUUGAAAGACAAAUACAGGCGCUACCUCUUCAGGGACUACGUGGAGAGCCAUUAUCAGCUCCAGCUGUGUCCCGGUGCAGACUGCCCCAUGGUUAUCCAGGUACAGGAGCCUAGAGCUCGACGAGUGCAGUGCAAUCGAUGCAACGAGGUGUUCUGUUUCAAGUGUCGUCAGAUGUAUCACGCCCCUACAGACUGCGCCACAAUCCGGAAAUGGCUCACAAAGUGUGCAGACGACUCUGAAACGGCAAACUACAUUAGUGCUCACACUAAAGAUUGUCCCAAGUGCAAUAUCUGUAUUGAGAAGAAUGGAGGCUGCAAUCACAUGCAAUGUUCUAAGUGUAAACAUGAUUUCUGCUGGAUGUGUCUAGGAGACUGGAAGACCCAUGGCAGCGAGUACUACGAGUGCAGUCGGUACAAAGAAAAUCCUGAUAUUGUAAACCAGAGUCAGCAGGCCCAGGCGAGGGAGGCCCUUAAGAAGUACUUGUUCUACUUUGAGAGGUGGGAAAAUCACAAUAAGAGCUUACAGCUGGAGGCACAGACGUACCAGCGAAUUCAUGAGAAGAUACAAGAAAGAGUGAUGAACAAUCUGGGCACUUGGAUCGACUGGCAGUACCUGCAGAAUGCGGCUAAGCUCCUAGCCAAGUGUCGUUAUACCCUGCAGUACACGUAUCCAUAUGCAUACUACAUGGAGUCUGGGCCUAGGAAGAAGCUGUUUGAGUAUCAGCAGGCCCAGCUGGAGGCAGAAAUUGAGAACCUUUCAUGGAAGGUGGAGCGAGCAGAUAGCUAUGACAGAGGGGACUUGGAGAAUCAGAUGCACAUAGCUGAGCAGCGGAGGAGGACUCUGCUGAAGGAUUUCCAUGACACAUAAGGCCACAGAAGGAUACGGGGUGAGAGGGGAGAGAGCAUUGAGAAAGCAAGGACAGCAGCAUCAUUGCAUGGAAUGGGCACUGCCACUGGAGAGCACAGACCAAGAACAACACCCAGCCCCUCAAAGCUCUCCCAGUUUAGUCACUUUCAGUUUUCUUCUCAUCUUUCCGCUUUUGUUUGUGCCUGGGUAGAGGCCAUAUUGAAUUUGCGUCUCAAUGGGACUUUUUAAAUUUCCCCUGGAUUGUUGUUGGGAGGGAGGGAAAGUUUUUCUGAAUGGCUGUUAAUAGUAUUAGAUCAUUACAACUUCUGUAAUUUUCAAAGGUUGUACAAUUAUACAAAACAAAACAAAAAAAAAAAGAAAAAACCCUAGAAUAACACAGAACCCUUUAAAAAAAUAAAUUGGCAUUGGAGUGUUUUUUCCUCUAGAUGUUCUGCUUAGAAAGUAACAUUUGCUCCUCACCCACACUGCUUUUGUGCUGAGCUUUAUGAAAUGCCACAUUGGCCUUCUUAGGGUUGCCUCCCCUUUUCCUGCUCAGAUAUGCUUGGCAGCAGCUAUGAUUGCCCAGGGAAGAGAGCAGCCAACCUCUUCCAGGAGCUUCUGCUGGGGAGGAGCCUGGGAGCACUGUAAGCUGGAUCAUGUCAACUGCGCAUUCAGCAGCUCUUCUUCCUAUACUAGGUGCUAGGGGAAUCUCACCAAACUUUGAAUCCAAAAAAGGGACAGGUUGAGGUGUAGUCCUAUUGCCCUAAAUCCUGAGGUAUUUCACCAACAUUGGAUUUUUCUUGAUAUGCCCUGUUAUGUUUCUUAUAGGGGUAGCUUUUAAUCUGUCUUUCUAGCUGUAUUACUGAGCAUUAUCAGUUUGGAAUUUUUUUUUUCCCAUGCCUACCCCGUGCUUAGUUACGUCUUUCUUUGUACUGGUCUUCUUGGGCAUGUUUGUGAACUGGUGCCAGCAGCAUGUGAGGACCUCUCCCAAAGUGAAGAACCAUGUUGAUGGUUUCUCACCAGGAUGCCUUGAUAAGGAUUCUGUGUACCUGGAUUGUUCCCUCUUUGCCUUUCGGAGGGAGGGAUGGUAAAUUGAGUCCUGAGAAAAGAUAGGGCUGGGCCAGCAAGGACCAGUUGUGUGCUUUUGGUAUAGAGGAUCCAAGGCAGUUUUAGUGGUCAAGAAACAGAAAAGAGAAAAAUCUAGACAUUAUGACUCUCAGGAUAGCAGUAAUGAAAACACACAUAUAAAGAAAGGACCCACUGGUAGCCCCUCAGACUAUAUCAGACAUCUGAGUGUGUCCCCUGAGUUGGAGGCCUUUAAAAGAAAGUAUUAUCUUGCUGCCUUCCUUUAUAUAGAAAUGGAAAGCCUAUCCAGGUGAACAGUGUUAAGUUUAAAUAUGGGUAUAUCUUUGGUGGCCCUCCUGUUGUGCAGGGGUAACACUGGAGACAGUACUAUGUUGGAGUCAUCAUGGACUGACUGAAAAUGACCUCUGCCCACUUGCUCCUUCUCUCCAGGUAGAGCUUUCCCAUCCUACCGUUGAUGUUAGUCAAGAGGUUCCUUCUUGUCUUUGCAUGCAGCAAGGGGCUUGGACUUAUUCUCAUGUGUAACCUACAUUAAUUCUAGUACUGCUUUGAGAUUCUCUUUGAGUGGACACAGCUCACCAUUGUUUGACCACUCUAGAAAGCUCCCCAUUGACUUUGAUCUGAACUUUUUGCUUUUGUUCACUAUUUUUCUCCUUUUGGAAUGACUUCCUUAAACAUCAGGCAUCCCUGAGACUCCAGAGGGCAUUUGAUGCCAACUUUAGGGUUAUUCCCAGUCUCAGACUGCACAAAAGGUGUAGGCCUACAGUCCUACGAAACCUUUGAACCUCUAUUUGGAAGCCUUUGGGAAGGCAGAUCUAAGAUAACAAGAUUCCUGUGAAAGCUUCUGAUGUCUUUUUUAUCUCCAGAGGAGAAUGUGUUCAGCUGUGCUCAGGGGUUUGGGCAGGGCUUUCCUCUGGGAGAGCUUGCAGAGCUUGUAUCUCUGCAGUUAUACUCAGCGCCUAAGGGUUUAAGAAUGAAUUCUCCUGUUCUCUGCUUGGCCACCUGGAGGUAGGGACAGGGUUUUAGGGAGAUUGUAAAGGAGUUGGAAUAUACCUUUGGAGCAUACAUCAAUCCAUUUUCACUUUCCAACACCCAGUUAUGCAUAUACUUCCUGGGUGCUAUGUAAACUGUGAACCUAAUUACACCUGAGAGUCAGCUGUGACAGUGGAGGGGUAUUGUUGGGUGGGGUUGACCUGUAAGCCCUUCCCCCAUCUCUCUCCUUGAAAAGCAAAACCCUGCUUUCUGGGAAGAGGACAGGCAAUUAUGGAAGAGGGAAGGGCAGUGAAGAAUCAAUCUAGAAACAGCACAUUCAUAAGCUAAUUGUAAAUAAGAAGAGCGUUCCUUCUGAGAACAGGAAGGGGGUGGGUGCCUCGUUUUCCUCACAUUGAGGAUUCCAGUGUUUGGAACCUUCUUCUUUUUGUGACGUCUUUUUUGUGGCACUAGAAGGGCCUAAUGGGUCCCAGCUUUGCUUCUAGAGCUUUUGGUUGUAACUUUGCUCUUGUAAUUCACUGGCCAUCACAUACCCUUGACAUCCUAGGCAGCACCAAGGAGUUUCUCUGAACUGCAUGACUGCUGCUCUUGGUGCACAAAAUCGUGCACGUACAUGUGUGUGUGCGCAUGCACACGCACACAAAUAUACACAGAUUGCUUUUGCACUGAUGCUGGAGCCACAAAGGGUUUCUGUACCAUAAUCACAGCUUUGAGCCCUUAAGACUUUGAAUCAAGUGCUCGACAGAAUGUAUUUUCUUUUCAAUGAAGCUUGUUCUAGACCUUAGCUGGCUGUCACUUUUAAGUUUUCUGGCAGUUUAGAAAGCUGGGAGAAUCUGGCAGACUCUUGACUCUGCUUUGCAUGAGAUAGAAAAGGAGGGAGGGCAGGACAUUUUCCAUAAAAUGGCCCCAUCUCUUGGUUUUCCUUUAGAGAGGAAAGAUGAAUUGGGGCAAUGUACUCUGCUCUUAAAAGUUUCCCAGAAUUCUAGUGGUUUAUUCAAAUAAAUUGUAAAUUUCUAAUUUUAAAA
Molecule: messenger RNA, 4883 nt
Organism: Phascolarctos cinereus (koala)
Lineage: Eukaryota; Metazoa; Chordata; Mammalia; Diprotodontia; Phascolarctidae
Gene: ARIH2
Product: ariadne RBR E3 ubiquitin protein ligase 2
Biological process (GO): protein ubiquitination
Molecular function (GO): ubiquitin-protein transferase activity; zinc ion binding
Source: RefSeq, a predicted model, not a curated record